AUGGUCAAAUAUCUUCUAGUAUUCUGCUCUCUGUUGUUCUUCAUCUUGAUACAUUGGGUGUUACCUGCUGUUUCAGGCCGUCGACAGUGGUGGCCACCACGUGGAACUGUUAAGGUGAAAUGUCCGUAUAAGAAAGUAGACUUGAGUUGGUUCACUGGAACCGUGAACCCCUGCCCCGGUUUAUAUCAACCCAUCUGUGGCACUAAUUUUGUAACCUAUGAAAACCCCUGCAUCUUGUGUAUUGAGAGCCUGAAAUCUCGGGGAAAAAUUAGGUUUCAAAAUGAUGGAAAAUGUUAG
Messenger RNA from Neomonachus schauinslandi (Hawaiian monk seal), 297 nucleotides. It is a transcript of the gene SPINK14, whose product is annotated as serine peptidase inhibitor Kazal type 14 (putative). The coding region runs from base 1 to 297 and encodes 98 amino acids. Gene Ontology annotation, molecular function: protein binding. NCBI's taxonomy places the organism in Eukaryota, Metazoa, Chordata, Mammalia, Carnivora, Phocidae. The record is from RefSeq and is a predicted model, not a curated record. The transcript is spliced from 4 exons.